UUUGUGUUUCGAUCAGUGAACACGGUUUUUUGCUUUGGUGCGUUUUCGGAUGCUCAAAAGUGACGAUUUGACGGAGAAUAUAGCGAUUCAGGAUGUACAACUACGCAAGCGCGUACGCAGCAGCCUUUUCGGAAAGUUACAAAAAGGCGUGUGACUCGAAUCCCAUGACGGCAGGCGGCGGGCAGCACUACGGCACCUGCGGUCCCUACGGUUCUGCCACCGUCCGAGGACGGUGUCCGCACACGGCUCGUGUCGACGGGAGCGAGAAUCCAUGGGGAGGUGACACCCGCCCAAGAUCACGGAAUGCCGGUCAGCUCAUGACUGGCUCCCGGUGGGUGUCCCCAAGUGGAUAUGUCCAUCGCCAGAUUGAUUCCGCUAAGGAUGAGCGGAAUCUCAAGCCACCCUUACAAGGCCCUCAAGCUAGAAAGGCGUGCAACUCGGAUCCCUCGGCGGGAGGCAGCGGGCAGCGCUACGACAACUGCGGUCCCCGUUCUGCCACCGUCCAAGGACUGUGUCCGCACUCGGCUCGUGUCGAGAGCGGGAAUCCACGGGGAGGUGACACCCGCCCAAGAUCACGGAAUGCCGGUCAGCCCAUGACUGGCUCCCAGCGGGUGUCCCCAAGUGGAUAUGUCCAUCGCCAGAUUGAUUCCGCUAAGGAUGAGCGGAAUCUCAAGCCACCCUUACAAGGCCCUCAAGCUAGGAGGCUUUCCCCCCUUCGGCGUCUUCCUCAACGCAACAAGGUUCGACCUCUGAACAUCGACGGUCUCUUGUUGACGUCAGAGGCACGCCCACCCUGCCCCAGUGACUCGGCCCGCAGCUACGCCAUGUUCAAUGCCUCUUCGCAAAUCUCCAAUACCACCCAGAGAUCAGGCAACUUGGUCGUAGCCGGGCAGUCCCGUAAGCUGGCGAACAUCACCAGCGACAGGACGAGCUCGAGUCACCCAGAAGACGACAUUGACAGGCCGCCGUCUGUCGUCGUAGGACAGGCAUUUGUCCCGACAACAUCAAGGUCCAAGCGAACGUGGAAAACGAGACUUCGAUCUCUCUUUGCUCCUCGGAGUCGUGGGACCAAGACCACCGUUCAGCCUUUCGUUACACCACAAGGGCAAUCGGAAGGUCAAGUCAGCCGACCUAGGUCACUCGAAGAAGACCACAGUGACCCAGGUCAAGUCAACCGACCCAGGUCACUCAAAGAAGACCACAGUGACCCAGGUCAAGUCAGUCAACCUAGGUCACUGAAAGAAGACCACAGUGACCCAGGUCAAGUCAGUCGACCGAGGUCACUCAAAGAAGACCACAGUGACCCAGGUCAAGUCAGUCAACCUAGGUCACUGAAAGAAGACCACAGUGACCCAGGUCAAGUCAGUCGACCGAGGUCACUCAAAGAAGACCACAGUGACCCAGGUCAAGUCAGUCGACCUAUGCCACUCAAAGAAGACCACAGUGACCCAGGUCAAGUCAACCGAUCUAGGUCACUCAAAGAAGACCACAGUGACCCAGGUCACCAGAGCCACACCAGCGCUCUGAUGAAGAAUCGAGAAGCGAAGGGAUUUGGAGGAGAUGCAUUAAGUAUAAAGAUGCAUCAUCGGCAAUGCAGCGCUGCCAUGGCAACAAGACCAGCCUCGUACAGCAACCAGCCCCUCCCGAUCCCAGGAACACCUCAAUUUGACUGGGACCGUCUCCAGUCAAGCUCCCACCCUGCUCCAAGAAGUGACAAUCUGAUCACAUCACAGAAGCAGAAGGAGGUUACGAGCCUCGUCGCCAACUACGGUGACGGGUCACUCCCAGCUUCAACUCCUAGGAAUGCUUCCUUUCGCAAUUCCUCGGUUUGCAACUUGCCUUCAUUUCCAUCUCAGAGGCAAGGAGCAAAGAUGCGGGAUAAGAUAUCAUCAGAUGAGGAAGUAGCAAUCCCUAAUGCAGAUCCUCUGACGUCGAUCUCACGUGGUGAUGGCAAGCCUCACGAAGAGGGAAGAGAAAGUGGAGACCAUGGUGGUGGUUGGGAAUCGAUCUCAAUUCCAGUGUCUCCAUCUCCAUCUCAUCAAUCUGUCUCCUCCACAUCCAGGAAUUCCUCUCCGUCUCAGAAUGUAGGAUCAGAGACGGAUGUUGAAGACUUCAUCUACAAUGUUGAUGGAGAAAGCUCAUCGGUAUCAUCUAUGAGCGAUUCUUCAUGGGCAAUGCCAAAUUCAGAAGCUGAUGUGGAUGUUGACUCUUUUGAUGAGGAGACAAUUGCAGACAAAAGCAGACAAAGGUUUACAAAAUUACCACCGCUUCGUCAGCAGCGACUCGCUCUCAAGAUAGCCCCGGCAUUUGCUUUAAAAACAUCUUAUCCGGAGGACUUUGCUCAUUGGCUGACGGUUGUGCUAAGUUGUAUUGAGCGAAGGGAUGUGAUGCGACGGAUGCAACUUGCUUCCAACUACAAGACACCGUUCACAAGAAAGGAGGCUUGGGAAAUUCAUGCCAACGCCGCAAAAGCCAAAGACAUAAUGCGUCAAUUGAACCAAAUCAUCUCAUUAUCGACGAAGGACGAAGAGUCGAGUAUUGAGAGUUUGCAAUUAGCCUCUCCUGCAAAUCCUGUCAAGAAAGACUCGGAAAUCGAGGGGGACAGAAGAACAUCAAAUGCAACACCACAGUUCCCGAAGGACGCCUGGAGUUCUAGAGAGGUAGCAUCUUCAAAAGAUUCCGAAUCGUCUGCAUCCAUAACUGCAAAGACAAAGUUCGAAACUACUUUGAAGGAACACAAAGAAAAAGUUGAAAAGAGCGACUCAGAUCAAGAAGAGGUAACGCCAGCUGAAUGUCCAGAGUCUUCAAUUUCAAAGCUCUCUGAGAUGAUGUCUACUGAAAGUAAACCAUGGGAUGUUGUCAACAAGGCAUCCCCAUGUGCACAUCUACCCACAAUCUCGAAGAAGUCAUCUUCGAAUGACGCAUCAAGAGCAGCGUCCCAUGCUCAGAAGGACAUCUUAAGUCUCGCAGAGGCCGCUUCUGAAAAUGGCGCAGAAUAUACUUCAUCUAUAAAUGCACAGAAAUACAUAGUGUAUGCCCAAACAGAAAUGGAAGAAACUCCAAGAAAACCCCAAAAGACUGAGAAGAGCGACUCAGAUCGACCAUCUGGAAGUCCAGUGUCUUUACUGCCAAAACUUUCUAAUAAGACUCCCACUUCAGCUUCAUUAGGAAAAGUUGUCAACAAGGCAUCAUUUGAAGAAAAUUACCAUUCGCCACAACGGAAAAUCUCGAAGAAUUCGUCAUUGAAGGAUGCGGCUACAACUGAUAACACAUCAAGCACAGCUAAUGCUUCUUCUACGAACCCUCAAGUAACACAAAGUCCUCAGGAAGGACUACCAGAACUCACAGCCUAUCCCUCAAUCGAUCCUAGCGAGUUGGAGUUCAUUAUGUCUGACAACGGAAAAGAAGUGGCGCUUGGGUCGGGUUCUUGUGGUGGAGUCCUACUGAUGCGUCAUAAAGGAGACAACACCCUCCUUGCUGUCAAGGUGCUGGUUAAAAACUUCUCUUUCUUGCAGCACGAGGUGGCAGCCAUGCAUGCGGUGAGAAACUGUCUCUUCUUCCCCAAAUUUGUAGGAGUCAUCGACUACUGCUCUUACGCCCAAGAGCUCGUAGGCGGUGUUGGCAGAAACACGGCUUACGACUUCCGCAAGGCGCUGCACGACGAUCUCUUGAACGCGUUAGAGUGGCUACACGUCUGCCGUGAUGUCACGAAGGGACUCAAGGCUUUGCAUACUGCUGGCUGGCUUCACUGCGACCUACACUGCGGCAAUGCUAUGGUGUGUCCCAAUCCACCAGGCUCUGAUGUGGCUUGGCGCGGCAAGAUCAUCGACCUGGGAAACGCCCUGCAGAUUUCGAAUCCAGGCCCAGUCACGAUCCUUGAUGAUGAGCAACAGAAGAAGCUCUACGAACUUGCCAAGCAGUGUGCCCCCGAGAUUCUGGAAGGCAGAGACACAUUCACCGAGAAGUCCGACAUCUACAGUCUCGGCAAUCUCUUCGUGGAUGUAGCCAGUGACGCAAACAUCCCCCACGGUCUCCGUCUGCUAGGCGAGUUCUGCAUGAGACGAAGUUCUGAUGCUCGCCCAACACUGGAUGCCAUCUCGGGGAAACUAGACGAUUUCAUCUCGGAGAUGAUGCAGGCUGAGCAACAGCCUUCCAGCCCGUCUCCUAUUCCUCCUUCCUCAUCCUCUCCUUCUCCUAAUCUUCGUUGCCAUCUCAUCGCGGAGACGGUGCAGGCUCAGCAGCAGCCUUCUAGCCCGUCUCCUAUUCCUCCUUCCCCAUCAUCUCCUUCUCCUAAAAUGCGUUGCCGUCUUUGUUAGUUUAUCAAAUCCGAAAUCGCACAGAAAGAGUAGAGAAGACCGGCCGCGUCCUAAUCGGA
Molecule: messenger RNA, 4375 nt
Organism: Patiria miniata (bat star)
Lineage: Eukaryota; Metazoa; Echinodermata; Asteroidea; Valvatida; Asterinidae
Exons: 10
Coding region: 93-4316 (1407 amino acids)
Biological process (GO): protein phosphorylation
Molecular function (GO): protein kinase activity; ATP binding
Source: RefSeq, a predicted model, not a curated record